Molecule: messenger RNA, 1338 nt
Organism: Eurypyga helias (sunbittern)
Lineage: Eukaryota; Metazoa; Chordata; Aves; Eurypygiformes; Eurypygidae
Gene: TSPAN9
Product: tetraspanin 9
Exons: 8
Coding region: 1-960 (319 amino acids)
Cellular component (GO): membrane
Source: RefSeq, a predicted model, not a curated record
AUGACAGCAAAAGUCAACACAAAAAGUCAACACGAGUAUGGCCUCAUCCCUUUUCCUCUUGGUAGUGCCUUCCUUAUCAGAUUCCUGUUUCCUGAUGCUGUGCACUUACUUACUUCAAGGUUCACAGAGUGCUCAAAAAUCCAGAACGAAAUAAAAGACGCCCUUUCCCACUCUGAUGAUAGCUCUUGUCAGGGCAAGACUUGCUCUUGCAUUUCUCUGUCUCUGGGUUUAUUUGGAGUUCUAAUUUUUCUUGAAGCAUUUGAGAUCUUUUUAAUGUUUCUUAGAAUGCUGUAUGUUUUCUGGUUAUGUGGCUGUGGGCUGCUGGGCGUGGGCAUCUGGCUGUCGGUGUCACAAGGAAACUUCGCCACAUUUUCUCCCAGCUUUCCGUCGCUUUCAGCUGCCAACCUGGUCAUUGCCAUUGGCACAGUCAUCAUGGUGACCGGCUUUCUGGGCUGCCUAGGUGCUAUCAAGGAAAACAAGUGCCUCCUGUUGAGCUUUUUCAUCGUUUUGCUGAUAAUUCUCCUGGCAGAGCUGAUACUACUCAUUUUGUUCUUUGUUUAUAUGGACAAGGUCAGUGAGAGUGCAAAGAAGGAUUUGAAGGAAGGUAUGAAGCUAUACAAUUCAGAAAAUAAUGUUGGACUGAAGAAUGCAUGGAAUAUCAUUCAAGCAGAGAUGAAAUGCUGUGGUGUGAAUGACUUUACGGAUUGGUACCCAGUGCUGGGAGAAAACACUGUCCCAGACCGAUGUUGUACAGAAAACUCACAAGACUGUGGACGGAACUCCACCGAAUUAGUGUGGAAAACGGGAUGUUACGAGAGAGUUAUGACCUGGUUCGAUGAGAACAAGCAUGUCCUUGGCUCAGUUGGGAUGUGCAUGCUCAUAAUGCAGAUUCUUGGCAUGGCCUUCUCCAUGACACUCUUCCAGCAGAUUCACAGGACUGGCAAAAAAUAUGAUGCCUAAAGCCUCUGAAACAUUAUCACAUCAACCUUUCUGUUUCACCAUGAAAAUGAACAAAAGGAAUGACCGCAAAGUGUGUCGAGCCUAUAGGAAUCCGUCCCGUUGACCGAUCUACUCUGUUGUUCCUUGUCCAGUUAUUAUCAUAACUUGUUGUUUGACUCUGUUUUUUGUCAGUUUCACACUUGCCAUUUAUUUGCCAAAGAGGGGGGAAACCCCCCAAACAAAUGGAUUUUCUACACGAAAUCAUAGAUCUGCUCUAAGAAUGUUUCUUAACUGAAUAAAGCAUUUUGCUCUACUAAUCCAUGCUACAUGUGCAAAAAUUAAGUGUGGUCAACUUCAAGGGAGAAUUCUUCAAAGUCUUCCAUUAAGUUUUCAACCCUC